AUGGUAAGCACGAGACACCACCCAAAAGACUUUCCUCCACCUGCGACGCCGUCGAGCGCAAGCGACAGCACCAAAUAUGUCGUGCACUCGCCAUCUGCCCCCGCACACGCUUCUCGCAAAGGCGUCCACACUCCGUCCAUUAUCGUUUUGGCCUGGCUCAUAAUUUCCGUGCCGCUAGUCAUUUGGGAUACCGGUUAUGUGCUAUUGCGACCGCAUAGUAUGCCAGGUGGGAAGUUCCAUUCGCCUAUCUGGACCCCCUAUGCGCUGUACGGAACUAUCGACUACAUCUAUGGCUGGCCUGCCUUUGAUGCGCGGAAUGGGUUCACCGCUGCCCAGGGAUUGUUGAAUCUGUUCGAGACUGCUGCUUAUAUUCUAUACCUUGCGGUUGUCUAUUUCUACGGCACCACAGCGACUAGUUCCGGUCGCGCCUCAACAAAGAAGAUCACCAAGAGUCUACCCUGGUUCUUGUUCGAGGAGAAAGUGGUUCCGGGGCGCGUUGGAUCUCUCGCGCUUCUCAUUGCGUUUAGCAGUAGCGUCGCUACUUUCAGCAAGACGGUUCUAUAUUGGUGCAAUGAACUGUUUUCUGGAUUCGCCAAUAUUGGUCACAACAGACUGUUUGAUUUGAUUUUUUUGUGGAUUCUUCCAAACGGUUUAUGGCUCAUCUUCCCAGCGUAUAUGAUCUACGUGUUUGGAGGCGAAAUUCUGUAUGCACUGGAGACUUCGACUCCGCGACCGCUAAAAGCAGGACGUCCCAAGAGUCAGUAA
Molecule: messenger RNA, 765 nt
Organism: Talaromyces amestolkiae
Lineage: Eukaryota; Fungi; Ascomycota; Eurotiomycetes; Eurotiales; Trichocomaceae
Exons: 3
Coding region: 1-765 (254 amino acids)
Source: RefSeq, a predicted model, not a curated record